Calliphora vicina (urban bluebottle blowfly) is the source of this 619-nucleotide messenger RNA. It is a transcript of the gene TfIIA-S, whose product is annotated as Transcription-factor-IIA-S. The transcript is spliced from 2 exons. Lineage: Eukaryota; Metazoa; Arthropoda; Insecta; Diptera; Calliphoridae. The record is from RefSeq and is a predicted model, not a curated record. Gene Ontology annotation, molecular function: TBP-class protein binding; RNA polymerase II general transcription initiation factor activity. The coding region runs from base 113 to 436 and encodes 107 amino acids. Gene Ontology annotation, biological process: RNA polymerase II preinitiation complex assembly; transcription initiation at RNA polymerase II promoter. Gene Ontology annotation, cellular component: transcription factor TFIIA complex.
UAAAAACAAAUUGUUGACAGCCGUGUUAAUAUAACACAAUCUUGGAAUUUUUGUUGAAGAUAAAGGAAAAACUAAAGUAAUAAUUUUCUAUAAAAAUAAUUAAAGUGUUGAAAUGUCCUAUCAAUUAUAUCGGAAUACCACCUUGGGUAACACACUACAAGAAAGUCUGGAUGAAUUAAUACAGUAUGGACAAAUUACUCCAGCCUUGGCUUUUAAGGUUCUACUGCAGUUCGACAAGUGCAUUAACAAUGCUUUAAGUCAGCGUGUUAAGGCUCGUGUCACCUUUAAGGCCAACAAACUGAAUACGUAUCGCUUUUGUGACAAUGUCUGGACUUUAAUGUUAAACGAGGUGGAAUUCCGUGAGGUCCACGAGUUUGCCAAAGUGGAUAAAGUGAAAAUUGUAGCCUGUGAUGGUAAAAGUGGGGAGUUCAAUUAGUUUAUGUUUAUUCAUUCAUUUAACAACGUCAAUUAAGUUUGUGCUCACUAUUUAAAUUGGUUUCAUACAUUUUGAUUGAUGUUUGUUCAUUUAACAAUUUCGUUUUGGGAGACAAUACCGAAUUAUGAUUUAUAGUAUUAAGAUUUUAUAAAUAAAAAGCGUUUAAACUAAUUGCCAAUUAAA